Messenger RNA from Pocillopora meandrina, 5434 nucleotides. Lineage: Eukaryota; Metazoa; Cnidaria; Anthozoa; Scleractinia; Pocilloporidae. The record is from the annotation of a GenBank genome assembly.
AUGUCUACUGCCGCCCUUGCUUUUGUUGAUGUUCUCUUUACGGACGACGAGAUGGCAAGGUACAACACGUCAGGAACUAAGGUUUCCACCGGUUGGACAGCGGAAAAUUAGGCUUUCUUGUGUCCGUUUUACAAAGAAAUUUGACUCGCGAUUUUUUAGUGAACAAUGGAAUCAGAUAGCCGCUCGCAUUAAUACGAAAUGUUGAGGAGAGAGGAGGACUCUUAUUCAUAGACUUAAGAAAACUAGUUUGUUUUGAAAACACAAAGAUGGCACAAUUAGUCUAUCAUUUCCCACAAAAAAUUAUGGGUCGGUGAAUUGAACAGAAUUAGCCAUUGUUCAAAAAAACUGCUUUCUAAGUUAUUUUAAAUUCGGCUAAUUUUAGCAUAGAAACUUUACUAAUUAUGGGGGGCCUAAAGAAGGCAUAAAACGCAGACCAGAAAAUCAUCCAUCUGCCCAGAAUAAUGCAUUUACAGACAGGUUAGGUGGCGACAGUCAAAGGAAUAAAGUUUGGCAAAUAGACUGUCAGUUAAUAAAAAAAAGUACAUUAGAUAUUUAAUAAUUUUGUUCACUCCUUCAGUUUUUACAGUAACUUUAUAACCAUGCUUUUGUUUUUAAAAUCUGGAAGCUCAGUAGAUUCUGUCAUAUCGGUCAUUGUUAAAACUGUCUUUGUUUUGAUGCUACUAUUCGACAUGGAAAAAGUUUGUCGGACAAAAGUAGUCACCAAAACCUAAAUAUUUCUUUGCCAGCUUCAGUAUUGACAGGGGAUUAAGUUUAGAUGAUAAAACAAAAGAUUUUGUUGACAGAAAUACCGAAGGUCAAGUAAAUUCGUUACAUGAGGUCACACAACUCGGGUAAUAGUCACGGUGUAAAUUUGCAUAUUUGCAAUAUUUUUAUUUGCAAUAUUUUAAAAAAUUCAAACUAAAAAAAUUAUUUCUCGAAAACUAAAUCAUAUUUUCACAAAAAUCCUACACCAAAACUAUUAGGACAUAUUGGGCUACCAAACAUGAAAGUAGGAGUGAAAUAAACUUUUGGGUGACUUGCCGCUGUUUGUCUGAUGCACCUUGACAUUAGCUCUUAAUUUUCUUUAAAUUGAGCUGCCAAGUUCAAGCACCGAAACAUUUACAAACCAGUUGCGUUUCGAGGCUGUCGAUAGAAUACUUGCGGCAAAAAAUAAAAAAAAAGGCCAACAUCGUUUUUUUCCUUCAAUGUUCUAGCAACGUUCGGACCAAAUCUCGCAGAUUCCGUCAAUUCUAUAUUUGAACAGCAGAGAGCUUUUUCUGUGUUUAUAUAUUCUCAUCUAAACAAUAAGAAAAGCUGGGAGGAUUCAAGAAAGGUAUGCAAACGUUAGACACAAUUAAGGGUUUGCAUAGCUCUAGAAAGUAUCAAAAAAAAGUCUCGCGGAUUCCGUUAAUUCUAUAUUUAAACGGCAUAGAGUUUUUCCUGUGUUUAUAUAUUUUCAUCUAAACACGAAGGGAAGCUGGGAGAAUUCAAGAAAGUUAUGCAAACGUCAGACACAAUUAAGAGUUUGCAUAGCUUUAGAAAGUAUCCAAAAAAAUUAUUGCCUAUUCAUGUUACUUGUUUAUUUUCUGUAACGAACUUAUCCAAGAUUUAGAAUCAGGCGCGAGUGGACGAACUCCCUUCUCCUGGCAUGGAAGAUGUAACCCUCCAGUGGCUACCUAACCUUCCACCCCGCCCCUUCCUUCCACCCUAAUGCUCGGAGGCUAGUUAGUCUUAGAACUAAUGGCCUGAGUGGAUACAUCAUAAAUUUUGUCUGAUUGAUGACUAAAAAGCCUAGCCUUAGCUAUUGAUAUUUUUUAAAACAAUAAUACACUUUGUGACUUUGGUGAAUAUGUUUGAUCCUUGCAUUGUUGUAACUGUUACAAUUAUCCUUGCAAGUCUUUCGUUUUCCCUGCUCAUCGUCCCUGUACAUUGCCCGCAUGUUUAAAGUUAGAGAGAAUAGUCUUCAAUUUUGACUUACAGCUCUCUUAAUUCGAUAUUGUUCAUAAAUAUGUCUUUUGGCAAAUUCUCCAACUGGUUGUUAUCCAAGUACCUGUCAACAAAUGACGAUAGUUAGUGUUCAGGCGCAUUACUGAUAUAAACGUAUUAUCAUUAUCAUCAAUAUCUUCAAGUGACAAGAAAUGUUUUUGGUAAGAGCCUAUGUUGCUCAUAGUACAGCAACGUAUUUAUAUUUUCAGGUAAAUCUGUCAACUCCAUUAUCAAGUUUCGCUUAUCAGGCGCGAAUGUCUUCCAAGACAUCCAUCCAUAAGUAACACAUUCGUCAAUCUAUUAUUUUCCACUGAAAAGAUUUCAAUGUCGACAUGGGAAACAACAUGAUAUUCGAGUUUCUUAAAUGGGUUUUUCCUUACCAUUAUAAAAUGAGGGGAAAAUACAAACAAUAGUUUAUGCAAAGAGCAUUUGAAAUAGCUUAGACAAUUUUCGUAAUUUUGCCCUUUUUGUGAUUGAAUUCGAAAAUGUCAAUCAAUCAGUCAAUCGAACUCCACAAAGCCUAUUAAGAGAGCGCAAGCGCUACCACUGCACCACACGCUUGCUUCUUUGCUUGAUUUAUCUCGUUGCUUUUAGCCCAUGCUCCUACAAAAUGCCUUGAAUCCACAGCAAGAAAGAAAAGAUUGCUAUUUCUUUUGUCUUUGCUCAGUAACCGGGCUUUAUGUCAUCCGCAAGCGGAGGAGCUUGUUCCAGCUUCUGACAGUUGUUCAUCUGCUGUUAUUUCCUCUCGUGAGACGAAGGAGUCAAGUGCAAUUAAAUUCGUUUUCACUACUACUUUCAUAGUUUGUAGCCCAAUAUGUCCUGAUAAUUGUGGUGCAGUUUUUUUAGUGAAAAUAUAUUUUAGUUUUCGAGAAAUGACUUUUCUCGUUCGACCGCUCAAAUAUGCAAAUUUUCACCGUGAAUAUUACCCGAGUUGUCAUGUAUUUACUUUACCUUCGGUAUUUCUGUCAACAUAAUCCUUUGUUUUAUCCUCAAAAAUUAAUCCUUUAUCAUUGCUGAAGCUGGCAAAGAAAUAUCUAUUUUUUGGUAAAUAAUUUUGUCCGACAUACUUUCAAAUGUCGAAAAGUAGCUCAAAACAAAGACAGUUUUAACAAUGACCGACAUGACAGAAUCUACUGAGCUUAUAGCUUUUAAAAGACAAAAGGAUGGUUAUAAAGUUACUGUAAAUAUUUACUUGUAUAUUUGUGUCGUUCCAUCUUGAGACGAACUCAAAGUCCGGCAAAACUUACAUGCUAGCGACUAUGAAAUACACGUGGUGUGCGUACUGGUCGCCACCUUUUACUGUCAUAAAUUACUAGAGUAACUUUAUAACCGUCCUUUUGUCUUUUAAAAGCUUGAAGCUCAGUAGAUUCUGUUUUUUCUUCAUAACUCGACUGCAUAUUACAGUAACUAUUAUUAUUUUUUUCCUUUUUUGCUUUUGUUUUAAAUGGCUUGUUCAGGUAAUAAACUUAAAUUUAUUGAAAAAAAAUCGCCGAUGCAAAGUCAUUCACAACGAGAUUCAGAGAAACUUUUUGUUAUAAAAUUUUUGUUUGAGGCUACUUUCAUAUUCCAUUUUACAUCAUAUCUUACACUUUUCUGUUCAUAAAACUUUCUUUACAUUUAUGAACGAAAGAAUCCUCUCUCUAACAAACAAAGCAAUUUAUCUGGUUCAAUGUUGUACACAUUUCUCAUCCCCUAAAUAUUCCAGCCACCCCUCAGAGACUUUAAAAAAAUUCUACACCCAAAAGGCUUGGAAAAAGAACACAAUGGAAACAAACCCAAUUUAAGCGCUCGAAAUAAUGGAUAUCAGCACAGAGAAAAACUUUUUUCCCCAUUGCCUGGUUUUGUUUCCUAUCACAAAUCAGUAUCGGAAUGAUUAUUUGUGACACUCCACGGAUUUCAGGGAAUAAGGUGAACGCACGCACACGGCACGUUAUAACACGCUCGAAAAAAAAACUAUGGACUAUGCCUUAUGACGAAAAACACCAAAAAAAACCAAACAAAAAAAACACGACGUUGCUCUGUUCCAUGAAUUUCUUGUUUUGAAAGGCAAGACGAGACGAAUGGACGAAUGACUCCGAAAGCUGAACAAGUUUCUCAGCGAGUUCCUUAUAACGGUUCGCAAAAAAGAACACAACGAGGAAUACGAGCCUAAUUCCCUAAGGACUUUCUUCGCCAGUUUUCAGCGCCAUUCGAAGAAAAAUAUACUAUGGACUUUGCCUUAUGAAAAACGUCCAGUUCGAGCAAACUCGGAAAGCGCUUAAGUCAAAGCAAAGGGAUCUAAAACGGAAAGGUAUGGGCAACGAGUCUAAUGCUUCUGCUGCUUUAAGUGAGGAAGAUAUUCAAGUUCUGUUUGAAUGAGUUUGAGAGAAAUUCGUCCAACUUUUUCUCAGCAAAGCAAGCAAGCAGCACAGCAGCCCGUUUCUCUUUUUUUCGGGUGCUGUUCUAAGCGGAGGACAUAUAGGUGUGGCAAUAAACACUUUAAAUCAAUCGCCCACACUUUCAGUGUGAGAGGAAAACCCUAGCAAAACUUACAAAAGAAUCAAACCUCUUGAUUCGGAUUCUUACUGGUGUUUGUCAAUUCAAGCAUGCGGGUCCUCAUAAGCAACAAAAAAUGAAGUCUCGGGUUUUUCGACAUAUUUUCAGGAUGUCUUAUUUCAUUCUUACUAGCUCUGCCUUUUAACGGCAUUUUUGCUCGAUAAUUUAAAUGUAAAGUAUUUUACAAAGAAGCCAUUUCAGUGCAACUCUCGAACUGUGAGGGCUUGACCGCGCGUUGUUUUCCUUUGAAAGAAAAUAAAGAUAUGUUUAUCUUUGAGUUCUGUUCGCUUAUAAAUCCAGGAACGUAUAUGAUAAAUAAGUUAAUUCACGGUUGGUUCACUUGUGCGAAUUUUAUUCACUCGUUGUGAAUAAAAAUCGUACGCGCUCACCAGCCGUGAAACAACCUACAAUUGUACGCUAAUCUUGGCAUCUUACGAGCUCUUCGUCUUUAGCACUGCGGUAUAUACCUUGCGCAACGCAGAUUUAACGUGAGGAUAAUUAAAAUUAACAUGGCCGAAGGUACUAACGAUUUUUUUAGCUCGCAAACUCAGCGAACUUAAAUUUUCAAACUCCUCUGGACCCUGUGCGUGUAUUCACUUGCUUUUGGUUUCCAUAGUUAGGUCAUUUACACUACAAUAUGUUUACACGCGCAAAGGAACAAGCAAACGCUUCGUAGUCGUUCAUUACCAAGUUUCAAAAUGCAAUUACUCAUUCUUACGAGAUGGUAAGGUGCAACACGUCGAGAACUAAAGGUUUCCACCGGUUGGACAGCGGAAAAUUAGGCUUUCUUGUGCCCGUUUUACAAAGAAAGUUUGACUCGCCAUUUUUUAGUAAGCAAUGGAAUCAGAUAGCCGCUCGCAUUAAUACAAAGUGUAGAGGAAAGAGAAGGACUCUUAUUCACAGACUUGAGAAA